This is a messenger RNA of Acaulospora morrowiae, 1845 nucleotides long. The record is from the annotation of a GenBank genome assembly. NCBI's taxonomy places the organism in Eukaryota, Fungi, Glomeromycota, Glomeromycetes, Diversisporales, Acaulosporaceae.
AUGAACAUAACCGAAGAAAAGUGGUCCAUGCAACAAAAUCCACAGGUUCCUCAAUCCCCUCACCAAACUCAUCCUCCUUUGUCACCACAAAUGAGUAGUAUCUCGACGGAACCUUUUAUGCCGCCUUUCCCUUACGAAGGUCAAACGCCUCAAGCUCAAAUUCAAAAUCCACAAAUGCAAGCCAACGACGGGAAUAAUGUGAUUGUUACGCCAAAGCAAGAAAUUGCGACUCCGCAAAGCUUUGUUGCGAUGCCUGCUCCCGUGACACGACAGAAUGUUGGUUCCCCUGUUACCUCGACCGCUUCAAAUCCUGUUCCCCCCGAACAAAAAAUUGAUAAUCGACGCGCAUUCACAACUUCUUCCUUUCACGCUGCUCCAUUUCAAAGUACUGCCGUCAGAAAACGUAGGGACAACACAGUGAAUUUUAGUGACGUUGGUUCAUUCUUUUUGCAAACGCAGCAACAUUUUAAUUUGUAUAGCACGGACCGAACAACGAGUUACAAGAUCUGUAUCAACUCUAAGGUUGAUCGUGGCUUCUUUUUGGCUGACAAUGAUUGGACAUGCUAUCGAAGAAAUUACUUUCAAAUCAGUAGCGCCUUCUCCGUCACCUGCGCAUCUCAUCCACUCAAGGAACCUGAUGUUCAAUGUUUGAUAGAGGCCAACGGCCAAUUCCUUCCGGUGACCCAAUUCUCGUUGGGCAUUUCGGCUCGAGUUUCUAACAGCGACAAAAAAAUCGACUUGGUACAACACACUCCAAAACGUGAUAAGGGUCCGCAGAUGGUUCCCUUGCCAAAGCCUAUUCGUCCCGGUGGAAAUCUCAACCUUAGUUCGGUCGGGUCAAACUCAAAUCUUGUUACCUUUGAACGUAUCCAGUUCAAGACGGCUACUGCGAACAACGGGAAACGUCGUGCCGCUCAACAAUAUUAUGUAAUAAUAAUUGAACUUUACGCUCAAACUGAGAGUUGCGAUAACUAUUUAGUCGCCACCACCGUCUCGGCUCCUUUGGUCGUUCGUGGCCGUAGCCCGGGUCAUUAUGCUGAUAGUUCCGAACGUUUCAGCCCUAUGGCAAUGCAUCCCUCGUAUCCCAACGACGGUCGUCAUCACAUGAAUUUUCCGCAUUCUGGGCCGAAUGGUUCUCCUGGUAUGAUCUCGGCCGACUUCAGUGGUCCUCACUAUCCAGGCGCUUACGGCCAAUACCCUCCAUUUCAAGGUUUCUCGCAGAUUAUGAUCCCUACCAAUCCGACGACGUCCGAGGCAUCACCUUUUCAUCAACAUCAACCUCAUUACAUAGUUCAUAACAUGUCCCAGACGGGUGAUAGUCAAAAUAAUGACAUGUUCAACAAUCACAAUAUUGACCCAAAUAAUCUCGAAGUUCCGACGGCCACAUCUUCGGCUUUUUCGAACUAUGAGUCUCGUCCGGCAAGUGCCAAUCCGACGUCUGACGGAAAACCACCAUUAAUGAAGAUCGAGAUUCCCCAAACGUCUCAACUUUCUAACCAUCCUCUCACGUCUCCGGCGUUUCAUUCUCAAGAAUACGUUGAAGGCUUUCAUGUAUAUAACCAUAAUGGUCAUCCGGCCAAUGCUGCCGCCACGCAGAAUGGUGGUUAUCAUUCAGAUAGCGAACAAAAUAAUAGUAAUGGAUCGAGCAAACAGCUUGAAUCCGCCCAAGAAAAUCCAAUUGAUGAACGCUCAGAGAUUGACAGUCCCCAAUUGAACAAUGAAAAGACAGAUCCUUCCGACGAUUCGAAAUCGGAUGAUGCGAGUUCCAAGUCACCAUUAUCGGCCAGCGAAAAUAGGAACGUCACAAUCCCCACCACACCGAAUCAGGGUAAAGCUUCAGCAUGA